Bursaphelenchus xylophilus (pine wood nematode) is the source of this 791-nucleotide messenger RNA. Lineage: Eukaryota; Metazoa; Nematoda; Chromadorea; Rhabditida; Aphelenchoididae. The record is from the annotation of a GenBank genome assembly.
AUGGAUCCCGAAGAAUGUGAAUUUUUAGCCGAAGAGGUGCCUUUACAAGUGAGUUUUGAUUGGAAAUUGAUGUCUACAAUCUUUAAAAGUUUUUUUGAGACGCUACUUUCUUAUAUCCGAAGUGAUUUAUGACAUUAUUCUAGGUUAUUCCCAAUUUCACCACCGAAGAGCCUCAAGAAUUCUUUUGCGGACUGGUUGGACCUUUUGAGGCCGGAAUCCCCGUCGAGUUGCCUUUGUGGAUGGCUUUGUAUCUUCGACGACGACAUAAGGUCAAACUUGUUGUGAGUGUCGAACUUUUUUGGUAUUGCACUUGGUUUUUAGGUCAAAUUAUUUUAUGCUUUCUGAUUUUAGCCUCCACCAUGGUUAACAGUCGAUGAACUGAAGCGAAUGGUGUAUGAGGAGAAGAAUGCACCUGGUUUCACGAAGAUCCAUCCCCAUUUCUUCGAAAUCUCGAGGAUUUUGAUCUCAAAAGCAGCUCAUGACAUAACAGAACAUGAUCAAAUGAUGCCUUUGGUGCGAGAUAUGUGGGACCAUAGGACGGCCAAGAUGAGAACCUUGACGACCAAAUUCCUCGGUCAGGUGAGUGCUUGUUUUCUUGUUUUUUAUCUUUAGGAAUUCUGCUGAGUUUAUGUUAUCGAUGGAAUUUUCAGACAUCUCAAAACCAUCUUCGAUUGGAUAACAUCACGAAACUGGAAUGCUGUUUAGCUCGACUUUUUAUGAACGAAGUUACCUACAACAUUGACCGGUUUACACAGUUUUUCAAUGAGUGUGCGCCAGCCAACACUCAGUAG